Papaver somniferum (opium poppy) is the source of this 1541-nucleotide messenger RNA. RefSeq names its product probable receptor-like serine/threonine-protein kinase At5g57670. The transcript has 8 exons. Gene Ontology annotation, molecular function: ATP binding; protein kinase activity. Bases 209 to 1339 code for a protein of 376 amino acids. NCBI's taxonomy places the organism in Eukaryota, Viridiplantae, Streptophyta, Magnoliopsida, Ranunculales, Papaveraceae. The record is from RefSeq and is a predicted model, not a curated record. Gene Ontology annotation, biological process: protein phosphorylation.
AAUAAUUUCUUCACCUUCUUUAUAUAGAGAAGCAAGUGCCAAGUGGUAAGCUAGAAAAAGAGAGAGAAGGAGAGGGAGAGCCAAAUCAAAACACAAUGAUGUUCUCUACUUGUUCACAAUCAUCAUCACCACCACUAUAAUCAAAUCAAAUUGUGUGUUUGUUUGUCUUUGUUUCAAUGCAGAAAAACCCAUCGAAGAAAUUCCAAACAUGAGGCAUCUAAGAAAGAACAGCUUCAAACGUCUCUUUUCGUUUUCAAAACUUGUAGAGGAUAAUAGUAACGAGAACAAGAAAGAAUCCAAGUCUGUAUUACCAAGUACGCAACAAUCUCAAAAACCCACAUGGACAUGUUUCUCUUUUGAUGAAAUCUUUGAUGCAACUGAUGGUUUCAGUAAAGAGAACUUGGUCGGGAGAGGUGGGUAUGCUGAAGUGUACAGAGGAGUUAUGAAAAAUGGGGAAGUGAUUGCUGUUAAGAGAUUAACAAAGGCUUCAACUGAUGAAAGAAAAGAGAAAGAAUUUCUACAAGAGAUUGGUACAAUUGGUCAUGUUCAUCAUCCAAAUGUAUCUUCGUUGCUGGGUUGUUGUCUUGAUAAUGGACUUUACCUUAUCUUUGCAUUCUCAUUACAUGGUUCUGUUGCUUCUGCUCUUCAUGACGAGAAUUCACCAUUGAUGAGUUGGAAAACAAGGUAUAAAAUCGCAGUUGGAACGGCACGAGGUCUACAUUAUUUGCAUAAAGGGUGUCAAAGAAGAAUAAUUCAUAGAGAUAUCAAAUCCUCUAAUGUUCUACUCACUGCUGAUUAUGAGCCUCAGAUUUCAGAUUUUGGGUUGGCAAAAUGGCUUCCAUCUCAGUGGACUCAUCACUCCGUAGUCCCAAUUGAAGGAACAUUUGGAUGCUUAGCACCGGAAUAUUUCAUGCAUGGUAUCGUUGAUGAGAAGACUGAUGUUUUCGCCUUUGGAGUGUUCUUAUUAGAAAUCAUUUCCGGAAGAAAACCCGUCGAUGGAUCUCAUCAAAGCUUACUUAGUUGGGCAAGGCCACUGUUAAUGAAUGAAGGAGAAGUAGAGAAGUUAAUAGAUCCAAGACUGGAAGGAGACUACGAUUAUACACAAUUGAAGAGAGUUGCCUUCACGGCAUCGCUCUGUAUCCGUACAUCUGCUACGUGGCGUCCUACAAUGAAUCAGGUAUUGGAAGUAAUGGUGGAUGAAAAAUUAAUAAAGGAAAACUGGAAAAUGCCAGAAGAAGAGGAAGAAGAAGAGUUUUGGGGUUUUGAAGAUUUAGAAUGUGAAUUUGGUAGCCCAUUUUCGACUUCCCCGGUGAAUUCGACAUCUUCGAUUUGUACUUAGUAUGAAACUUAGUUCUUAGUUCUGUAAAAGGAGGUUACAUAGUGGUGGUACUAUUAUCUUGAAUUAUGUACAUAACAUUUUGUGAGGUAGAAUAAGUUUGGGCUACAAAUUUCAGUUAUUACCAGGCCAUUUCCAUCUGUUAUUACCAGGCAUGAUCGAAAGUUGAUAAUAAUCCAAUUUUUAAUAUCAUAAACUUUUAGUA